This is a messenger RNA of Linum tenue, 1761 nucleotides long. Lineage: Eukaryota; Viridiplantae; Streptophyta; Magnoliopsida; Malpighiales; Linaceae. The record is from the annotation of a GenBank genome assembly.
AUGUGCAGCAAUCUAGCAAGAAUCCAUGCGUUUCCUUUUGCAAUUCGGUAUUCCUCAAAACCCAGUUGCUUCAGCCAGUUCCCCUCGACUAAACCCUCGCUAAACCCUGCUUCCGCCCACUUCACUACCAAAGUUUCAUAUUGUUCUGAUUCUCAGUCCGCCAAAGCAAUCAACUUUCACCCGGUUUUAGGCAGCUAUUUUGGUGAUUCGGUGGAAGUGGGUAGUAGCAGGUGUUGGGGAAGAGGGGUUUCAGGUGGGUUUAGGAUUAGAAUUAGGAGUUUCUCUACUUCACAACGCCCACAACCGAGCAAUGGUAGAAGGAGUGCUGUUGUGAAAGAUGGAAAUUCGCUUCCUUGGUUGAGGUCUAACAGAGUGAAGGAGGGAGGGGGACCGGUGAAGGCUGUGAAUGAGAAGCGUAGCGUUUCUCCUUGGGAGAAAUCGCUGCAGAGUUUAGAGAAAGUUAGUGAUUCUACCCCGGAUGAAUCGUCCAGAAGAGUUGGAAAAGAGAGGGUGGAGAAGAAAACUCCUAACUACCCAUACCGCCAGGAGCGUGGUAGGAGGGUGGAGAACGACAGGGCAGGUAGAAGGCCAGCACGGUCUUCAUUUGGGGCUUAUGGGUCGGUAAGCAGAAACAAGCCGAGUAGUUUACCACCUAAAAGGGAACAUGUUAAGGAUUAUGCUCAUGAGGAUGAACAUGUUGAGGAAGAAGUAGAGGAGGAAACUGAGGUUGUUAAUGAUGAUCCUAGAUGGAAUAGCAUAAAGAGCAGGAUAGAGAGACCUGAGUUCCAAAGGUGGAAGAAUCAAGAGAACUGGGGGAGAAAGACAUGGAAAGAGGCCAAUACUGAAUCGACCUUGCCUAAAGUGGUUGGUGAAGGGGUUUAUGGUGUUGGUCCUGUUUUGGCUGCACUAUCUGCAGGAAGAAGGGAAUUUUAUGCCCUCUACGUUCAACAAGGGCUGGACAUGAGUAGUAAUAAUAGGAAGAAGAAGGACAAGAAAGGGUUCGAGAAAGUGCUGAAGAUGGCUGAGAAACUCGGACUAAGCAUAACCGAGGUUUCUAAGCAUGAUUUGAACAUGAUUGCUGAUAACAGGCCACAUCAGGGUCUUAUACUAGAUGCUUCUCCAUUAGAGAUGGUGCAAAUCAAGGAGUUGGAGCCGGUUCCCCCAGGUGAACAAGAGAGAGGAGGCUCACUUUGGGUUGCCCUAGAUGAAGUUACUGAUCCUCAGAAUUUGGGUGCCAUCAUUAGGUCUGCGUACUUCUUCGGCGUCUCAGGGGUAAUCCUAUGUGCUAAAAAUUCAGCACCACUGAGCGGUGUGGUGAGCAAAGCCAGCGCAGGAUCUCUUGAGCUGAUGGAGCUCAGGUACUGCAAGAACAUGAUGCAGUUCUUGGUCUUAUCAGCUGAGAACGGAUGGCGUGUCGUUGGGGGUUCAGUCUCCUCAAGAGCCGUUCCCUUGAACGAAAUUGCACCGGGUGAACCGACAAUCCUUGUGCUAGGAAGCGAGGGCACUGGAUUGAGGCCAUUGGUCGAGAGAUCCUGUACUCAGCUGGUUCGUAUCCCUGGAAACAUUCCCGUGGAUGCAGCAGCUGUGGAAGAAAGUGAUGGUGUGGAAGGCGACGAGGAGAUGAAUGUGGAGCACUCGAAGAAAGAGUUCCAGUCAUUUAUGGCGGUAGAGAGCUUGAAUGUUAGUGUUGCCGCUGGGGUUCUUCUUCACCACUUUAUCGGUAACCAGCCAAACGAGCAAUCAUCCAUAGGAGAUUCCUGA